GUGUGUGAGGUGCCACAUCGGAGCACAACAAUGUGUCGGAAAAUGAGCAUCAUGCUUCGGAUCCUGCUGCAGUUGUUCGCCCUCGCUUCGUGUUCUCCCCCCCGGUGUGACCCGAGAGUCAGAGGACUGUGCAAGCCGACCGUGCAAGUCAAACCCAAAUGCACGGAUGUCUCCCUGUCCUACUGCGACGACAUGGCCUACACUCACACCAUGUUCCCCAACAUCCUGGGCCACAAGAGCCGUGAAGACGCCGAGGGCGGCGCCGAGUACCUCCUCAUGAGCGUGGUGGAGUCCCUGCUCGGCGGCGAGUGCAACCCCGAGAUCCGCAUGCUGGGCUGCUCGGUGCUGGCCCCCCGCUGCGAGAACGCCAAGGUGCUGAAGCCGUGCCGCAGCACCUGCGAGGCCGUGCAGAAGAAAUGCAGCCAUGCUUUCCAGGGGAUAGAGAUGGCCUGGCCCUACUUCUUGGACUGUGAUCGCUUCUUUGUUGGUGAUGAAGAAGGAUGCUAUGACCCACUGUCAGGGCUCAAAGCGGAGGAAGAUGCCGAGGCUUUGGACGGCAUGGAGAUUCCUCUUCAGGAGGAUCCCCUCGACUCGCUGCAGUUCAAAUAUCACACCAAUCCUCAGAUGAUCAGCAUUUUGAAGAAAACCGAGGAGCAGUGCCCCAGCAUCGCCAGGACCUACAGCAUCGGACGCAGCAUGGAGGGCCGGGAGCUGCUCGUCAUCGAGUUCUCAAACAACCCAGGUCAACAUGAACUGCUGGAGCCGGAGAUGAAGUACAUUGGCAACAUGCACGGAAAUGAAGUCCUGGGCCGCCAGCUGCUGAUCUUCUUGGCUCAGUAUCUGUGCUCGGAGUAUCUGCUGGGGAACGAGCGCGUGCAGAACCUCAUCAACACCACCCGCAUCCACAUCCUGCCCUCCAUGAACCCCGACGGGUACGAGGCGGCUGUCUCUGGACUCCAGGACCAGGACAGUAACUACGGCGACGAGGAGGAGGGUCAACGAUACGAAACCUGGAAUAUCGGUCGAAGCAACGCUCAGAACAUCGACCUGAACAGAAACUUCCCUGAUUUGACCUCCGUUGUUUACAGCCGACGCAGACAAAGGACAUACCGAACUGACCACGUCUCAAUCCCAGACUAUUACUGGUUUGGUAAGGUUGCACCGGAGACGUACGCGGUGAUGAAAUGGAUUCGCUCCAUCCCCUUCGUGCUCUCUGCCAACUUCCACGGCGGUGACCUGGUGGUGUCGUACCCCUUCGAUCUGUCCAAACACCCGCUGGAACACAACCUCCUCUCCCCAGCACCGGACGAUCAGGUUUUUAAGUUUCUGGCCGGAAGAUACGCAAACUCCCACGAGAGGAUGUCCAACGAAAACGCCAACUGUGGAUCGUCUCGUGGCCAGAGUGUGAAAGGAAUCGUGAACGGAGCCCAGUGGUUCAGCAUCGCAGGAAGUAUGCAGGACUUCAACUACCUUCACACCAACUGCUUGGAGGUGACAGUGGAGCUCGGCUGUGAUCGAUUCCCCCCCGAGGAGGAGCUCUUCAUCGGCUGGCAUGAGAAUCACGAGGCUCUGCUUACAUUCAUGGAACUGGUCCAUCAUGGCAUUAAAGGCAUCGUACAGGAUGAGGGGGGGAAUCCAAUAAAAGGUGCAAGGAUUUCCAUCAGAGGAGUACGACAUGAUAUAACCACAGGUGAAACUGGAGAAUACUGGCGCCUCAUCAACCCCGGCAGCCACGUCGUGGGCGCCUCAGCCUCGGGCUACACCCGUGUCAUGAAGAGAGUGCUCCUGCCUCGUCGUAUGACCACCGCCGGCCGGGUGGACUUCGUGUUGCAGAAGGCGCCGCUGGAGCCCGACGUGCAGGAGGAGGACGCCACCAUCCCGUCCACUUACGACCGCUUUGACCCUUACAACCAGUACGAGCGCUACACCUCGGCGGCUGACCUGAGCCAGACCCGCGAGGAGAGGUCAGAGAAGCCCUGGUGGUGGAGCUACUUUGUCCUGCCAGGUCGGCCUGCCCCCACCUGGCUGCUACAGCACUACUAGAGCUUUCACGAGAGAAGUCCUGCAGGUAUACACACACACGCCAGGCUUCCAUGUAAAGGACGUGCAUUUAUGAAUGUAUAUACACAGCUGAAACGUGUAGCGCUAGCUGGCUGGCCCUGAGCUUUCACACUUUUAGUGCUUGAUGUUUUUAUAAAAUCUUAAUAUAAGCACCUCUAAUCCCCUAGUGAGCGUCAAUCAGGAUUUCACAGAGAGCUUGGAGUCUGCUUCAGUGUACAACCGUGAUCAAAUGUAAGACUUAUAUUUGUAUUUUACAGCAUAAAUAAAGAAUUUUAAUGUGA
Limanda limanda (common dab) is the source of this 2342-nucleotide messenger RNA. Its product is annotated as carboxypeptidase Z-like. The coding region runs from base 31 to 2043 and encodes 670 amino acids. NCBI's taxonomy places the organism in Eukaryota, Metazoa, Chordata, Actinopteri, Pleuronectiformes, Pleuronectidae. The record is from RefSeq and is a predicted model, not a curated record. Gene Ontology annotation, biological process: proteolysis. Gene Ontology annotation, molecular function: metallocarboxypeptidase activity; protein binding; zinc ion binding. The transcript has 11 exons.